Molecule: messenger RNA, 2500 nt
Organism: Aspergillus heteromorphus CBS 117.55
Lineage: Eukaryota; Fungi; Ascomycota; Eurotiomycetes; Eurotiales; Aspergillaceae
Product: Zn(II)2Cys6 transcription factor
Exons: 6
Coding region: 1-2082 (693 amino acids)
Biological process (GO): regulation of DNA-templated transcription; DNA-templated transcription
Molecular function (GO): DNA binding; zinc ion binding; DNA-binding transcription factor activity, RNA polymerase II-specific
Source: RefSeq, a predicted model, not a curated record
AUGACUGAGUUCGCCAGCCAGCACCGUCAACUUGCCCCCGGACCUUCGCCCACUAAGCCCGAGAAGUUCCCCGGCGGGGAUAGCCCCCCCGGAGAGAGCUGGCGCCAUCCUUCCGAUUCUUCUAAAAAGCGUGUGUCCAUGGCCUGUUUGGCGUGUAAGAAGUCUAAACGGAAGUGCUCUGGAACACCGCCGUGCGACAACUGCCGGGCGUUCAACCGCCAGUGCGUCUUUGAUGAGACGCUCGAUCAGCGCCGGAGGGUUGCUGCGAAGCGGACCGCAGAUGAACUCAGCUACCACCGUGACAUGCUCAACGAUCUGCUGCGGGUGAUGCGGGCGGAGGACCAGACGCAUGCUCUGCGGCUGCUGGAGAUCAUCCGGAACAAUGCCAGCGGGGAGGAGAUCCGUACGUAUAUCGAUGAGAUGUUGAGCCAGAUUGAGGGCCACGGCCAGGUGAGUGAUGUAGCGGAGAGACAGCUGCAGGAGGUCAGACGGGUGAUCGAUAUCGAAGGCGCUGGGCCGUCGUUCCGCCCCAAGGUUAUGGAUAUCCAUUACUUAUGCAACGAAGUGCCCUACAGAGUCCCCGCCAAACCCUGGACUACCGUCACCGCCGAUGCAGACCUCGUCUCACAUCUAGUGUCGCUGUAUUUCACCUGGGACUACCCCUUCCACGCCUUCCUGGACCGCGACGUGUUCCUGGCUCAUAUGCGCAAGGGUAACACCAAGUCGGAUUUAUGCAGUCCAUUCCUUGUGAACGCUCUGCUUACGAACGCAUGCCACUUCUCUGACUACUCCGAGGCCUACGUCGAUCCCGGGGAUAUUGUGACCAAGGGGGCCGAUUUCCUUGCCGAAGCCGAACGUCUGAGGGAGGAGGAACCCACCAAGAUCAGCCUGGCCUACCUGCAAGGCACGCUCUUGCUGUAUGAAAGAUACUCGAUUUCCGGCGAGGAUGAUCUCGGCUAUCGGAUGCUUCAUCAAGCUAUCUGGACCGGCGAGUCCCUCGGGCUGAUCGGCCCAAGGAUGUUCGCCCCGAGUCCGGGGCAAAUAUCAGACGACAUGGACAUUUCGGUCAAACGAACGGCCUGGGGCCUGUUUCACAUCGACACCGUCGUGCACACCGAUUUCCUUCGACCCAGCCUUAUAGAUAAGGUCAAUCUGGAACGGCCCAACCGAUAUUUGGUGGAGGACUCCAGCAUAUGGUUCCCCUACCCAUCUCACCGGCUUGCUCGGCAAUCCUAUCUAAGCCAGUACUUCAACGAGUCCUGCAACCUAUGUGAGAUCGCACGAGACAUCUCGCAACGGUUGUUCACCAUCAACGACACGGCAUCCUCGCUCCAGCACAAGUGGCAGGCCAAGGAAACUCUGUACGAGCGACUCCGGGCCUGGUAUACUGGACUGCCCGAGUUUUUCGAUCCACAUCGUAGACCGCCACCCUACAUUAUUCUCCUAAGAAUGCGCUUCCACACGCUGGUCAUCAACAUCUUCUCCUUCGAGGGCGAUGGAUAUGUAUCCAGCCCCGACUCCGAGGCACCGAAGACCCCCGAGAGCCCCCCGGGCCUGAGCCCGCUGUCGAAGUACAACACGUUCGAGAUCGUGCAGUCGGCGGCGCAUGCGAUCGCGACCCUUACGAUUCUCCACCGGCGCGAGUUCGGCAUCAGUCGCGCGCACCACUUCGCGAUGUACGCGAUCAAUUUAGCGUUGUUCACGAUGCUGGAACCCGAGUCGUUCGACAUCCUGGACGCAGACUUUCUGGCGCUCGCAAGCGCCUUCUCCAGCAUCGCAAACCGCUCGCACCUGGGACGAAGCCUAUUUCACAUGUUUCGACAGUCGGUGCGCGCGAAAGGGCAGGGGCGGCACCUUCGAGAGUCCCAUCUGGCCUCUGACGACCUGAAAGAGAUGUUCGACGAAGAAUCGACAAUGUCGUCCCAGUGGGACGACUACGCGAAGGGGCUGCAGAAGCUGGAAACGGACGAACGCUAUCAUGGAAUCAUGGAGGGCGACCGCAGUCUUUCCGAAAUGCUGGACCGGUACGAAAGCUUGAGUUUGGGCAAGGACGAAAUUGCUCCUGAGCGGCUGCGACCGUGAACCGUGGGAUCUCGGGGAGACUACCCAGGGCCCAGGAGUGUUAGACUCGGAAAUUGAACCCUGUGUCUUCGAUGGCGAUUGUAACUCGCAGCCUGGCCGGAAGAUAAGUUUCAGCCUGGGGUGGUUUCCCGGGGAGGUGCGGACGGUGGUGUGAUGGGGAUUGCUGUGAGCGUUCGUACCAUGUCUGCGCGCAGCAUAAUGCCUAAUACAACAAGAAAAUGCCGGUCGCAUGUGCCCGGCUUUGAGUUUGGGUUCCCAAAGGCUCUUUCCGCAUGGGCCCCUGACGUCAUUCUGCUGUUGAACAUCCUCCCUCUGUCCGACCUGCUCGACCUCUUCGACUGCAUCCACCUCAUCCACCUCAUCCACUUCAUCCACUUCAUCCACUUCAUCCACUUCAUCCACUUCAUCCACUUCAUCC